Molecule: messenger RNA, 1641 nt
Organism: Myxocyprinus asiaticus (Chinese sucker)
Lineage: Eukaryota; Metazoa; Chordata; Actinopteri; Cypriniformes; Catostomidae
Product: protein S100-A1-like
Exons: 4
Coding region: 241-618 (125 amino acids)
Molecular function (GO): calcium ion binding
Source: RefSeq, a predicted model, not a curated record
AAAGGAGGCAAGUACAGGAGGGGUGAUGGAGGAGAGCUGAAGAAACUGAAGAUGAGGGAGAUGUUCUCGGGGAAGGAGGGGGGAGUGAGUGAUAUUUAAACCCCUAAGGUUCUUUCUCUCUCCUCAUCUUUUUCUUAGCUCACUGGCUGUCUGUCACUGUCUCUUGUGCUUCAUUACAGACAAAGGAAGCUCUCCAUAGGCAUUCAGUAGCUUGCUGAACCUGGAGAGAGAAGAUCCAAGAUGCCACGCUCAAAGUGUGAUAUCAUGUCCAAAGAACCAAGCUCCAAUUUGGAAAGCGCGAUGCAGAUGCUCAUCAAGACCUUCCACAAGUAUUCCGGGAAGGAAGGAGACAAGUACACACUCAGCCGAGGGGAACUGAGGGAACUGCUGACGGAGGAGCUGGGAAAUUAUCUAGGGAAUGCUCAAGAUAAAGAUGCGGUGGAACGAGUGAUGAACGAUCUGGAUUCCAAUAACGACGGCGAGGUGGACUUCACCGAGUUCAUCAUCCUCAUGGGCGCGCUGACCGUAGCCUGUAACGACUUCUUUCUCGACAGCCCGGCGCCCAAAAACAAGGGCGACAGCAAGAGUGAUGGAGCCACAGAGGAAAAGAAAGAGUAAAGAGAGAAGACUAAAAAAGAGAAAGAAGGCUAAGGGAAGAAAAGUAUUAGUGGGUUGAGCACAAUGGAGUGAGAUCAUAGUUUCAUCCAUUUCUUUUAUCAGGACUGACAAACCUAGCUCCUAGAGGAGGUUUCUCCGCUUUUAUAAUUCAACCAAAGCUGUUUAUUACUUUCAAUGCAAAAACUGUCAAAUCCCAAAGACUUGCGGGUUUGACAGAAAAACAUACAGUACCAGCGUAGUGCCAGGAGCUGGUUUAUCUAAUGCUGAAUUAUUUUUAAGUUAAUGAGAAGUUCUUGACUUUAAGGUGUUCAGAAAUCUUUCAGGUACUUGGACGGCUGCCUUCUUUUUCAAAUAAGGGUACUCGACUGGUAACAUUAUACACAGCUACGCAAGAGCUGUUGUUUGGCAUCAAACUUUGUUAUGAGUAUAAGCAAUGGAUGCAUAGAGGAAAAGAGAACAAUAAUUGUGUUUAACGAAAUGGGUUUAUGUACAGUCAGUCGGUCAUUUUCACAAAAUAAACACCAACAGGGUGAUCAGGACUUCACUCUUUAGGGUAUCAUCACCCUGAAGGGCUUUAUUUUGCAAUAAUGAAUGGCUAACUUUACAUUAUCCUGCUUAUUACAUGACUUACCAAAUUAAUUAAUUAAUGGACAUAUUAAAAUCUUGUCUGGGACUUCAUCGGUUUUACAGUUUAGCGGUCAUUAUACAAAAACAUUUGACCGCAGAAUGCCGCAUAUAACCAAAAAGAAAGAAAAAAAUCCAGAGAGCUGUGCAAUACAGUUAUGAAUCCACAUUUUGAACAAUGACCUGAUGAAAAGAUGUUGAAGUAUUUAUACUUACAUAAUGCAUUCAUGAAGUUCCUAUAUUAUGUAGAAAUUUUAAAUACCCUAAACAGUUGAGAGAAAGCAUUACUUGGUUUGUCUCUUUCUUUGCAUCUAUUUUUUAAGCCUAUUUUUAUUUAAUAAUCAACGUGUAUCUUCUUAAUUAUAAUAAACGAGCAACUGACCUCUGUACAUUUGCCUG